AUCAGUUGAAAAUUUAUUGUUCACGAAUCAAAAUCUAGAAAAAAAAUUGAAUAAAAUGACAAAGAUAAUUUUCGUAACUUUCCUUGCAUUAGUCGUAAUUGCAUAUUGUUCAGCGAAUAGCGUUGGAAGUCAAAGCGAUGAAGUGCCAAUUGUUGAAGGUGAAGAAAUGAUGGAUUUGCCAUCAUUCAAAGGUUGCAAUAAGAAGUGGAUUCCUUCAGUUGCUAGGAACGCUUCUUGCAGUAGAUGGUGCAAAAAAGAACAGAAAAUGUCAGGUGGAUCUUGUGAAGGAAAGGAUUGUGUUUGUAAGAAUGCAAAUUAAAGAAUAAUUUCAUGUGACAACUUUCUGAAUAUUUAAAUAAUUAAUCAGGAUUUGAUAAUGUUACAAUAUUUCAUAUUUGCCAAUAAAAACUUUUAUUAUUAAAAUGACA
This is a messenger RNA of Clunio marinus, 428 nucleotides long. NCBI's taxonomy places the organism in Eukaryota, Metazoa, Arthropoda, Insecta, Diptera, Chironomidae. The record is from the annotation of a GenBank genome assembly.